Stomoxys calcitrans (stable fly) is the source of this 2259-nucleotide messenger RNA. RefSeq names its product BOS complex subunit NCLN. The coding region runs from base 271 to 2061 and encodes 596 amino acids. NCBI's taxonomy places the organism in Eukaryota, Metazoa, Arthropoda, Insecta, Diptera, Muscidae. Gene Ontology annotation, cellular component: endoplasmic reticulum membrane. The transcript is spliced from 7 exons. The record is from RefSeq and is a predicted model, not a curated record. Gene Ontology annotation, biological process: regulation of signal transduction.
AUUUAGUAGCCCUAACGUGCAGACCGGUGAAAGAACAAGAAGAGAAAAAUAUCCACACCUGCAUAAUAUUUCAUAGGCUGACAAGAAACAUUUAAUUAAAUUAAUAAUCAUCAAUGAAAGUGUCAGCAAAGUGGGGCAAACAGAACAGACAGUAGACAAGAUAGAUUUAUAAUUUACUCGACGCAAGAACCACAAGAAAUUGCUAUCGAGCCAAGAUUGUCUGCUUUGGUAGUACUGCAGCACACUGCCAUACCAUAGACGGAAAAAAAGAUGGCCCUUUUUGAAGAUGCAGACAAUUUUGCGGAUAUCUUCCGAGGUGGAUUGCCCUACUAUUUGCUAUUGGCACUACCAAUAUUAAUCAUUUGCUCAGCUAAUCCUGUCCUUGCCUCCAGUGAAUUUACGGUUCAACGUAUGUCCCAAUUCGAUGUGAAUGGCGUAUCUUAUGGUUGUAGAGCUUCUGCUCUAUCCUUGGAGGCAAAAUCCUUAUACACUUGGAGCACGUCCAGGCAUUGUGUGGUUGCCAAAUUCCAAGAUGUGACCAUUGACCAGUUCAAGGAGAUAAGACAAAAAGCUGGAGGUUUGGUCUUGCUUUUGCCACAAAACAUUUCUUCUAUGAACAGUGAGGACAAAGAGCAUCUCAAUUUGCUGGAACAAGCCAUGAUGUCUCAAUCUAUUUCUGUGCCCGUGUACUUUUCCGAGCACAACAAUGAAUUGGAGAAAAUCGUUAACGAUAUAAGUCGAAAUGCUGCAUCCUCGAAUAAGCAGAAAAAUGCUCGCAGCGAUUCGGCGCUGAAUGAAGUAUUCAAUUCAAUUUCGGCCAAUGGAUAUCAAAUCAUUGUAACUGGUGCUAGUCAUGCCAACAACAAAAACAGCAAAAUCUCCAUAGUACAAGGAGAGUUGGCCCCAACAAAAUUAAACAAGGCCAACGAAGAGCAAUUGAACAGCAAAUUGCCUCUGAUAAUCGUUGCAGGUCAUCUAAACACAUUUGGCCUUUACAAUGAGUCUCCUCUGAAUGCUGAUGCGGCCGUCCUUAUGGCGUUGGCUGAUUUAUUUAGCAAAAUGCACAAUACUCCUAAUGCUGCACCGAAAUACCGUCUCUUGUUCUUAUUAUCCGAGUCAGGGCCUUUGCUAAAUUUCCAAGGGGUGAAAAAAUGGCUGGACGAAAAUGUCCAAUUACAGUACGAUGAUAUUUUUUCGAUAACCGGUUCUAUUAUUAUUCGAGGAAAUCACACUGACAUAUUGGAAGAGAAUGUGGACUUUGUUUUGUGUUUAGAUACUGUGACACAAGCUUUGAACGCCGACGAAGAUCAUCAGCUAUUUAUGCACGUUUCUAAACCACCUAAAGAAAAUACUCCAACGAAUGCAUUCUUCAAACAUUUAAAAAAGGCUGGACAAAAAUAUCGCAAUGUCACCAUUGAAGGUGUACACAAAAAAAUCAAUUUAGCCGAUCAACAAUUGGCUUGGCAACACGAACGCUUCAGCAUCAAGCGUUUAUCAGCAUUCACCUUAUCCUCAUUGAAAUCGCCAAAACACCCCACACGUACCACCAUUUUCAAAGACAACGAAGAGGAGAUAUUAGAGCGUGCUCAACUUAAGGCCAAAAUUAUUGCUGAAGCCCUGGCUAGGUAUAUAUAUGGUGAUAAUGCCAAUGCAGAAGGCAGUGAUGACUUAGAGGUGUUCGCAGGUACCAUGCAAAUUUCUCCUAAACUUAUCAAGUCGUACUUAAAUCUACAAUCGGCCCUGAACAAUAAUGACCUUAAGAACGCAUUUGAAAAGUACCUUAAGAACGUCAAACUUAUCUAUGAGAAGCCAGAUGCCCGCGAACCCGAUUUUAUGCUUUACGAAGGCGCUUAUGCCACUCUAAAUGUGUAUCGAGUAAAGCCUGCUGUAUUUGAUUUAUUCUUAACGAUCUUAAUCUGCGCCUACUUAUUCUCAGUUUACUUUGUUAUCCAAUAUUUCCCAAAUAUGUAUCAGGUAUUUUGUAAAUUGUCUCUGCAAACCCCUGAAUCAUCUCCCACUCAUUACAACCAUAUAGAACGUAAUAAAAGUAAGACUAACUAAUCAAGCCAAUGGGCGGCAACAAAGUUUAGGCCCACAGCCGCCAUGUAAUAAAAUAUACAUAAUUGCAAUUGUUUUUUUGAUGACAUCUAGCGUUUAUAGUUUAGAGAAUUUUGUGCAAGUGCGAAAGGAAAAUUUAAUGUAUUUUAAAGUAAAAGAAAAUGAAAUUAUAAAUAAAUGAAGUUGGAGAGUAAUAUUAAA